This is a messenger RNA of Gastrolobium bilobum, 735 nucleotides long. RefSeq names its product protein OSB2, chloroplastic-like. Gene Ontology annotation, molecular function: single-stranded DNA binding. Gene Ontology annotation, cellular component: mitochondrial nucleoid. Bases 1 to 735 code for a protein of 244 amino acids. Gene Ontology annotation, biological process: mitochondrial DNA replication; positive regulation of helicase activity. The transcript has 5 exons. The record is from RefSeq and is a predicted model, not a curated record. NCBI's taxonomy places the organism in Eukaryota, Viridiplantae, Streptophyta, Magnoliopsida, Fabales, Fabaceae.
AUGGCUGUGUUCCGUGCGUCAGCUCUCAUUCUCCGAUCAUACUCCUCCUCCGCCUCUGCCUCCGCUGCCGCCACUCGGAGGAGGUCGAAAUCCCUGCCGGUGAGGCCAAGGCCGACGAAGAUUCCACUUCAGCCAAAGGUUACGAAUGCCGUGAACCUCAUCGGUCAGGUUUAUACGCCGGUUCAGUUUGAAACAUGUGAUGACGGAAACACCUAUGCUGCCACCGUUAUCAGGCGCCAAGAGUCCCCUUCUUCUCCUUACCGUUUCAUUCCGGUGAUAUUUGAGGGUGAUUUGGCUUUUACUGCGAAAACCCAUCUUCAACAAAAUGAUAUCAUCCAUAUAGCUGGACAACUCAGUACUGAUCCACCACUCGUAGAUCAAAGAUCUGCUCAGACUAAUAAUAUUCAGGUUAUGGUACAAAGCCUCAACUUUGUCAAAGAUAUCUCCGAGAAAAGAAUAUAUCUGCUACUUCAAAGCAAGAUAGAAUCAAGUGGAAAGCAUGACAUCAAUCAAUCAACUAAGGAUGUUCGUUCCAUGCAAAGUGACGAGCAUGACAUAGACAAAUCUUGGAAGGAUCUGCUUAAUAACCCCAGUGAAUGGUGGGAUGUUCCUUCAACAAAGAAUCCAAAAGGUGUAGCUUUUCAAAGAAAGAUAAAUGGUGAAUUACUCUUUGUCAAUAGCUCAACUCCCGAAUGGCUCCUGGAGAAAUUGGAUACGAUUGCAAUUGAUUUGUAA